Messenger RNA from Wasmannia auropunctata (little fire ant), 4634 nucleotides. It is a transcript of the gene Arfip, whose product is annotated as arfaptin-2. The transcript is spliced from 6 exons. The coding region runs from base 570 to 1610 and encodes 346 amino acids. NCBI's taxonomy places the organism in Eukaryota, Metazoa, Arthropoda, Insecta, Hymenoptera, Formicidae. Gene Ontology annotation, biological process: intracellular protein transport; regulation of Arp2/3 complex-mediated actin nucleation. Gene Ontology annotation, molecular function: phospholipid binding; protein domain specific binding. The record is from RefSeq and is a predicted model, not a curated record. Gene Ontology annotation, cellular component: trans-Golgi network membrane.
UGCUUUAUUCAGCGUAUUCUUCGCGCUGCUUCACGUUUGCUUCAUACAGCUUUGUACUCGAAGGAUAAUUUUUGGUUUGCGUUUUCUCUCUUUGUCUCUCUCAGCUCUCUCUUAAAGAGAGCGAAAGAAUCAGCGAAUAGCGAGUGGGGGAGGGGGGGCAAGCGUCCAGUGACGUUUCUCCGCGUCUUCUAUGUGACUAUAGAGUAUGGCGUAGUCUCAACUAAUCUGAAAGUUCUUUUACGAUAUGUGACCUAUGUGAAGUAUAAGGCGUAUAUCUACAUAUACCUGUGUGUGAGCGAUAAAGCGUAUCAAUGCCGUCAAUGGUUUACGGCUGUAAUUAUAAUUAUAUUUUUCGCGAUAAUACACCUCGAAUAACACAUAGAUUGAAUGUCCUGAGCAGUGAUCAUAUCUGUUACAUUCUCUGCUAAUUUGUUAAUUAAACCUUAAAAGGAACAAUAAGAAUACACAUUUCUCAUUGAUAACAUUUGUGAAGGGAUUUCAAUUAUUUCUGGAAAAAAUUGUAUGUAAGCGAGAGAGGUGCUUACACAGAUGCUUAUCUUGUAACAGAAAUGUCCCAAAUUACGGUUACGUCAAGUGGAAUGGAGCGCAGUAUUCAUGAAAUGUUGAAGGAUGCACCUUCUCUAAAUGAGAGCGACAGUGCUGUACAUACUGGGACUCCUCCGCCUCAUGUACCGAACAACUCAAGCAGCGGCAGGCAUCCGAGACCAGCUACCAUAAACCUGAGCCUAGGAAGUCCUACAACUCAGAUUUAUGUCUGUAUCCCUACAGCAGUAGCAGUUUCACCAAGUACACCUGUUCAGAAUGGUGACACACAAACCAUGCGUACUACCCAGAGCAAAAUUGAGAGUCUGAAGAAUUGGAGUAUCUCCACAUACAAAUGUACCAAACAAUUAAUGUACGAAAGAUUAGGGAAAACGUCGCGUACUGUAGACUUUGAACUCGAAACACAGAUCGAAUUGCUCAGAGAUACUCAAAGAAAAUAUUGCAACAUUCUGCGAUUGUCACGAGCUUUGGCGUCACACUUUCAUCACGUCGUUCAGACGCAACACGCUCUUGGAGAAGCGUUUUCUGAAUUAGCACAGAAAUCACCUGAGCUUCAAGAGGAGUUUCUGUACAAUUCGGAAACGCAAAGAAAUUUAACUAAAAAUGGCGAAACACUUCUAGGGGCCUUAAACUUCUUUGUUUCCUCUGUGAAUACUUUGUGUAAUAAGACGAUUGAGGACACAUUACUCACAGUGAGACAAUAUGAAACUGCAAGGAUAGAGUACGAUGCAUAUAGAACAGAUCUAGAAGUUCUUGUGCAAGCUACAAAAUCAGAUAGUAACAAUGCGGCAAGAUUAGAAGAGGCACAGGCUAAUUAUGAGGGACACAAACAGAAUUUCGAAAAAUUACGCUCAGAUGUUUCUAUUAAGUUGAAAUUCUUGGAUGAAAACAGAAUUAAAGUAAUGCAUAAGCAACUGCUCUUAUUCCAUAAUGCUGUAUCUGCCUAUUUCUCGGGGAAUCAAACUGCAUUGGAAGCAACUCUCAAGCAAUUCAACAUCAAAGUGAAAUCACCAAACUCCACUUUACCAUCGUGGCUGGAGCAGUAGUUGAAUUAAAUUGAAUUUGAUUCUACUGCAAAGGAUGUGAAUAUACAAGUGAAUGAUUCACCGAAUUAAUGCGAGUUGCAAAACGCAGAAAGUAAAGGUAGAACAAUUAUCAAAAAAUUCGACGAUUGCCAGUAUAUAUAUUGUGAGCUGCCGUUUAGUCUGACAAUUUAAUAGAGAGUGAAGAAUUGCGAGAUUCAUGGUGUAUAAACAGACUGAAUCAAGGUGUAAUAUCGAUCAUCAAUAUUGAUUUUGUGUGUGUGCGUGUGUGUGUGUGCGUAUAUGUGCACACAAGAAUUAUUAAUUUUAUGAUGUAUGUGUCUACACGCAGACACACGCGUCAUCAUAAAAUUAAUAAUUUAAAAAAAGAAAUUAUAAAAAUUAUAGACAGUAGGGGAAUCUCUAACCAACUUAGACAAUGUUUCAAUAAUUUCUAAUGCUUAAACAUUUGAGAGAAGGCAAUAGAUAUUUAAUUUUUAUAUUUCUUAGAGAAGUUUCAAAAUGUAAAUACGGUAAUAUGAUAAAUGGAGUCUUCUAUUUUACAGCAUAUUAGUGGUAUUUUAAUUGCUUAUUAUCAUGCAUCAUUUAAUACAUCAUUUAAUAUAUGUACAUUAGGCAUACAGCUUAACCUUUAAACCACUACGUCCAAAAAAUCACACUAAUCAUAAUGUCGAUCUAACAGACCACUAUUAUGUUCCCGCUAAUUUGAUAAGUUAAUUAUAAAAAUAUAUUUUAUAAGUUAAUAAAAAUUUAUGUUUUCUAAAUACUUGUUGAUGGGGAAAAGGAAAACUAUGUUUUAAUGUAAGGGUUAACAAAAAAAUCUCGUAUACAAUAGAAAUAAAAUAUAUUUAAAUGGUGACAAAUAAGAAAAUUGUUGACAAGUAACGUUUCAGUAGCGGUCUGUGAAAUCGAUAUAGUGGUUUAAAGGUUAAUAAUGAUGAAUACAUUUACUAUUUUAAUAGACUAAUUUUUAAAUUACAAAUCAUAUAUUGUUUCAUAAAAGUCUAAGAGCUAUAAUGUGAUCUUAUGAAGAUUUUCGCACCUGGCAAUUGUCUCCAAAUGGAAUGGAUAUCUGGCCCGCGAGUUGCCAGUUACACAUUCUUGUUCUAGAAUAUUAUACAAGCAACAUAGAAACAUGAACAUUAAGUACCUGUACUCAUGUUACUAUUAUAUUAUGAUGUUUAGGAUAUGCAAGAUAUUAAAACAAUACAAAAUAUCCAUCAUUAUCUUUGAAUGGGAUGCAAGAUGUAGCUAAUAGUACUAUGAUUAUUAUUGAUUAGAGAAUUAUAUCUUUUAAUUAUUGGAAUUUGCAAUCAAGAGGUGCAAUCAUUGAAUUUGACACAACCAAUAUGUUGAUGAUUGGAAGAGUUUGAGUGGAAUGUGAAUUGCACACCUCAUGUUAGACAGAUAUAAGGAGGUAUUGCUGAAGCUUGUAGAGAACUGCAAAAACAAUUUUUGCAUUAAAAUUUGAAAAAUUAACAUUCAUUGUCUUUUAGAAAUUAAACUGUUUCUGAAGAGUUAUGCCUAUUGACACUUUUGAUCGGCAUUUUAUGAACUAUAAAAUCCCAAAAUUUGAACGAAUUCCGCCAGGGGACAAUUUCCUAUAAAGUGUGUGUAGAGAUUUAUAGACUUCAUUUCCAUUUAUAAUAUUUUUAACGUAUUAUUUAAGUUAUCCGUUACAAAUUAAUUUAUUAAAAGUAAGAAAAUAAUUGAAUGAAUUGGAAAAAUCUCAAUAGAAUACGUAUUAAAAGUACAUUAAGUACAUAUUAAAGAAAUGUGCAAUUUUAAUCUCACAAUGUUUCUGUGUUAUACCAUACUUUGCUAUAAUUAUUAUAUUGCUAUAACUAUUUUGUUUGUAUUAACAGAAACUGUGAAACAAAUACCGUAAAAAUAAAUAUUAUGUUAAUGGUAUCUUUGUUUAUAGUUAUAUAGUAUUUAUUGUAAUUUAUUUAUUGAAGCAAUGGAUUUGAUUUUGUGUAAUAUGAUAAUUGUAAAGGAAAAUUUUACAUUAUAAAUACAUUUUUUAAUUUCCCAGUUUCUAUUUAAAGAUUUAUAUUAAAAACAGUUUAAUUUUUUUAAAAAAACAUUGUGAAAUGUUUUGUAAAGAGAAGCUAGUCAUUUUCGUACUUAUGUAUUUAUUUCAAAAUUAUAAAAAUAAAAAUAGAGAGACGACAUUUUAGUUAAAUAAAUAAAUUUAAUUUUACUUGUGUGCUUGCAUUAUUAAUGCUAUAGUGGGAACAUAAUACAUAAAUUUAUGCAAAUAUGUUAAGUACACAUACAUGUCACAUAUACAUAAUUUGCAAUUUCCAGAUCUUUUAGGGAGAAAUCUUUAAGUAUCUUUUAUAAUAAAGUAUUACGGCAUUUCUAAUGAUAAUCAUUUCUUACUUGCCAUGAUAGCCAUAAUCAUUGCAAUUAGCUACGAUUAAUGAACAAAUAAAUUGGUUACUAGGAAGAUAUGCAAUAUUAUGUUAUGUCACAAGAUAUGCAAAGAUGAUUCUUCCUUUGUGUAAAUAAUAUUUAAUAAACAUUUCAACAUGUGUGUAUGAUGAAUGUAUACAAAGUAAAUGUGCAAGAUAUCAACAGUCUUGGAGAAUCAUUAGAUUUCUAUCAUUUUAUGCUUAAAUCUGUUAUUUAAGGAAUAAUAGCGCGAAAAUAUUUGAUAAAACUCUGGCCUGUGUAAAACUGCUACGUUCGUAUCUGUAUAUAUUCUUUGCACUAAUAUAAACUAAUGUGUAAAGACUUUGUGAACUUGUAUCCUCGCUUUAAUUAUUUAUAAUUUAGCUAUACAUAAUCAAGUUACAUUCCAGAACACAUUAGAAGCAAAGUCAAAUGCUUUAUCUGUCAUAAUCUUUUUUGAUAUUACAUGCUAAAAAUGAGUUAAUUUCCACUUAAUUAUGUAAACUUAAACACUAUUAUUUAUAAAAUAUAUAAUAGCUGAAAGAGAUUAUGUGUUCCUAACUAUGAUGUUAUCAUAUGUGUAUAUUAUAUGUUUACAAAUUAACAAUAAAUGAAUACUUAUAUGAAAAA